Homo sapiens (human) is the source of this 2687-nucleotide messenger RNA. It is a transcript of the gene C9orf152, whose product is annotated as chromosome 9 open reading frame 152. The coding region runs from base 581 to 1300 and encodes 239 amino acids. NCBI's taxonomy places the organism in Eukaryota, Metazoa, Chordata, Mammalia, Primates, Hominidae. The transcript has 2 exons. The record is from RefSeq and is marked validated.
AGUCCCAGCUCUGCCAGGAAAGGGGAGACUUCACCGUGGCACUGGGAAUUGGAUUCUAAACUUUAGGAUCAAGCAAUGGAAGGACCUGGAAUAAGACACCUUCUUGACCCCCCUGAAGGGCUCUGAGCAGCUGGGCUUGCCUUUCUCUUUGCUCCCCCAGUCCUCCCCUUACUUCUCGGUCUCCCACUCCCCAUCACUCCUUUCCCUGCCUCCUCCUGCCUGUCUCCAUCUUCCUCCCUCUCUUUCUUCUCUCGCCCCAUUAAUCCCCGCUUGUCACUAUCACCUCCUUCCUCCAGUCUUUCCCCCUUCGCUGCCCCUUCUUUCCUCUGACAUUUCCUUCUCCUCUUACUGCCACUGUCUCCCACCUUUCUCCUCCCCCACAUUUCUCCCUAUCCCUACCUCCUCUUCCCCUUCAUCUUUCUCCUUCCCCCUUAUUUUUCUAUCUCCUUCCUCAGUCCCACUCCUCUUUCCACCCUCCUUUUGCCCGUCACUUCUCCUUCUCCCUCACUGCCCCCUCCCUCUCUCUCCCCUCCCCAGGUCCUGCCCCACCCAGCUGUGUUUGCUUUUCUCCCGGAUCCGGAUGGAGGGGUUGCCCUGCCCGUGCCCAGCCCUGCCCCACUUCUGGCAGCUUAGGUCUCACUUAAUGGCUGAGGGCUCCAGGACUCAGGCCCCUGGGAAAGGGCCCCCACUCAGCAUCCAGUUCCUGCGAGCCCAGUAUGAAGGCUUGAAGAGGCAGCAGAGGACCCAGGCCCACCUCCUGGUGCUUCCAAAAGGAGGAAACACACCUGCUCCUGCAGAAUCGAUGGUCAAUGCUGUUUGGAUUAACAAGGAGAGAAGAAGCUCACUGUCCCUGGAAGAGGCAGAUUCUGAGGUGGAGGGGAGGCUGGAGGAGGCUGCCCAGGGCUGCCUUCAGGCCCCCAAGUCUCCAUGGCACACGCACCUGGAGAUGCAUUGUUUGGUCCAAACCUCCCCCCAGGACACCAGUCAUCAAGUACAUCAUAGGGGCAAGCUUGUGGGAUCUGAUCAAAGGCUCCCUCCUGAAGGAGACACACACUUGUUUGAAACCAAUCAGAUGACUCAGCAAGGAACCGGAAUCCCAGAGGCUGCCCAGCUUCCAUGCCAGGUGGGCAAUACCCAAACAAAGGCAGUGGAAUCUGGCUUAAAAUUCAGCACUCAAUGUCCUCUUUCCAUAAAGAACCCACACAGGUCUGGCAAACCAGCUUACUAUCCAUUUCCCCAGAGGAAAACACCCAGGAUCUCCCAAGCUGCCCGGAACCUGGGCUUAUAUGGCUCAGCGUGAAGCUUUCUAUUCUGCCAGAUGUCUUGACCUUGAGGCCACCUAUGGCCUUAUAGAAGAACCAAGGAGGCAGAGCCACAACGAGGUCUCUAGCUAUGAGCAAGAACUGGACUAACCUAAUUAUAGGAAUUGUGGGAGACGAACUUCACAAUGGUAACAUGGUUUUACCCUUCCAAUAAGAAGAGACUUCCCAGGCCAAAUUGCCCACAGUUUAGGAUGAAGAGGACUGUCUGGUCAGUGCAGCCCCAUUCUGACAUUACUAUGAGGUCCUGGAUAUCCAUUCCUUGGGGAGGACCAGUAAGACAUCUGCUCCAUCCCUGGAACUGGAUAAUUUUGGAACAUAAACCAGGGACCUAGCCAACAGAAUGCCUUAGCAAUGCCCAGGGGUCAAUGGGCGUGGCAUUCUUGUUUUCAAUGUCUUCUGAUGAUUUCUCAUAUAUUCUGGAGAAGACAAGCUCUGAGAAUUCAGAUGCUUUUUCUGGUGGCUAUGUCUGGGGGGCCAUCUCACUUAGAAGUCACAACACUCAUUGGCAGUGAUCACAUCAUUUCAAUUUGGGCUUCCCAAAGUAUGGUCACCCAGGGUAUGAAGGUGAGAUCAAUGCUACCUACCAUUUUGUGUCUUUAAGGGGUCUUUAGAAAGGGCUAAUCAUCUGUCACUGCUCACUGAGACAUGUACAUUCCAGCAUCAUCACAGAGUUAUCUCCUUCCUUCCUUCCUUCCUUCCUUCCUUCCUUCCUUCUGUCUCUCCCUCCCUCCCUCCCUUCCUCCCUUCUUUCCUUCUUUCUUUCCUCUCUUCCUUCUUGCCUUCUUUCCUGCCUUCCUGCCUAUCUUUUCUCUCUCUCUCUCUCUGCAAAUUAAGUUCUUAUUAAAAACUGCCAAUCAUUGACGAUAUAUAAUGAUGAGAUCCUGAACAAAAGAGGCAAAGAAAUGCUCCUACUUGAAAAAUACACAUUCCCUAUAGACUGCCUCCUGUUUAGUCCAACUUAGAUCACUCAGAUCCUUCCUGGGAUCAAAUAUAUUUUUAAACCUAAGACAAAGCGAAGCAGGUGUCACUUGGGUGAUAGGGAAAAAAGCUUGUAUUUCCUGGUUAAUGUUUAGCUUUUGUAAUGCUAUUUAAACACACCUAAGGUGCCUUUCCCUCAUCUCAGGUGCUUUCUCUGUAAAGUUUCACUCCCACCUUUCUUUUCUCUGCAUGGCCGUCCAGUCUUGCCCAUCUACAUCCAGAGCUGUUAACUAGUAGUGUCAUUACCUGUGAAAAACAUGUAGAAGCUUCCUUGAACCACCCAGAAAUCCACUCAAAUUUGGGGAUUGUCAUUCCUUUUGUGAAUAAUUAAUACAAUUCAGUUGUUUUUUAAAUAUUCUAAUAAAAAAGGAAAUUUUCUCAAAAAAA